GUGUGCCGGAACUGCAAGUGCCCCCGGGAGGAGCACGAGGGGGCGUCCGGCGUGUCUAAUAUGGCGGAGAGCGAACGCAUCGUUCACAAGAUGGCUGCUCACUUCGGCGGCGGGGGCGGCGCUGGGUCCCCCUCCGACCGCCACUCGCAUUCCGACGAUGAUUCGGGAUGCGCGCUUGAGGAAUAUACAUGGGUGCCGCCAGGACUAAAGCCUGAACAGGUUCAUCUGUACUUCAGCGGCAUCCCUGAAGCGAAGGUGCCUUACGUGAACAGCGUCGGCGAGAAGUACCGCAUCAAGCAAUUAUUGCACCAACUGCCUCCCCACGACAAUGAGGUACGCUAUUGUAAUGCUUUGCACGAGGACGAGAAGAAAGAGCUACGGCUGUUCUCUCAGCAGCGAAAAAAGGAAGCUUUGGGCAGAGGAACACUCAAGCAACUCUCCGACCCACAGCCCUGCAAAAAUUGUGAAGAAGCCAUAUCCAGGGGAGAUAUGGCUGUAUUCGCAUCCAGAGCAGGGCCCACCUCUUGCUGGCACCCAGGAUGCUUUACAUGUUGCGUCUGCAAGGAGUUGCUGGUGGAUCUCAUCUACUUCUUCAAAGAUGGGAAACUAUACUGUGGACGGCAUCAUGCAGAAAGUCUCAAGCCCAGAUGUGCAGCCUGUGAUGAA
Molecule: messenger RNA, 666 nt
Organism: Stegodyphus dumicola
Lineage: Eukaryota; Metazoa; Arthropoda; Arachnida; Araneae; Eresidae
Gene: esn
Product: prickle planar cell polarity protein espinas
Molecular function (GO): zinc ion binding
Source: RefSeq, a predicted model, not a curated record